CGAUAACGAGAAAAUGUUUUCACACAUCAAGAGCUUUAAGCACCGCAAGAAUAUUCUUAAAGAAUACAAUUACGAUAUAAUCGACUUAUCGGAGAUUGAUAUGGAGAUCAGUCUUAGGAAUAUUCAAGAGAAACAUGGAAUCAGUUGUAUUAAGACAUGUGAUAGAUAUACGCGGCUUAAAGAAUGUCCAGAACCAGUACCUGAACCCACUCCUACACCUUACCCUAACCCUGAACCUAAACCUAGUCCUACGCCGCAGAUACCAUUGGUUGAGAUUAAGGAUAAUGAUAGCGAUGUGUCGGAAUCUCCGAAAGACAACGCCUUCAUCAGAGAAGAUAUUCUUUUGCCGGACUUCGAGAGUCAUAAAAUCAUCAAAACCUACGAAAGCGACGGCAAAGACAUAUAUUAUUGUUGUUAUUGUGAUCUCUACUACCAUUCAUUCAAAGAUAUCAAACAUCACAUCAGAUUCGAUGCCAUCCAUACAAAAGUAUAG
Messenger RNA from Oppiella nova, 493 nucleotides. The record is from the annotation of a GenBank genome assembly. NCBI's taxonomy places the organism in Eukaryota, Metazoa, Arthropoda, Arachnida, Sarcoptiformes, Oppiidae.